AGUUGUGAGGCGACAUCUUUCUAACGAUAGUUUUUCAAUAUCAAGAGGAGAUUCCUUUACACAUGGGGCGCAUCGUCUCGUACGGAAAUCGGCAUUAUCACUGACGAAUGAGUGCAUAACGAACGUCGAACCUGUUCUGCUCACCCAGAGAUGGACGGUAAGCAACUUUUCUUCGUUGCUGAAGCUUUCCCAACCGGGUUUAUGUCUUCGAAGCAGCGUAUUCAAAUAUCCUUCAAUGCCUGAGGCUUGCUGGCAGCUAUGUCUUUAUCCUGGAGGUAAACGUCCUGAGAACGCAAAUAACGUGUCAUUGUUCUUAAAGAUGUCUGCUACGUCUCCUCUGAAAGAGGUGGUCGUCAAAGCAGAGUACCGUUUCUUUUUUUUGGAUGAUGACGAUGAAAUUAAGUUUAGUAAUGUUAACAUUGGUGACUUCCAUGCAAAGCCACCUAAAGGCGGGCAUUCAUGGGGUUUGCGAAAUAUCCCAAGACAGAAGGUCCAGAACAGUAUUAGAGCUGACCAUUCUUUGGUUAUAUCGUGCACAGUCGAACUUCUACCAGAUACUGGUCGCAUACCAUGUAGGCGAGUAGAGCAAAUUACAGAGCUUGCAAUGUUUACGGAUCCUGAGAAUUCGCUAUAUUCCGACAUUAGUGUUGCUGCUGGGUCCGGUGACGAUCGAACGGUGUUCUCUGUACACAAAUACAAACUUAUCACUCAUUCAGAUGUGUUUCGUGCCAUGCUCGAACAUAAUAUGGAGGAAAGCAAAGUGUGUCAUUUUGUUGGAUUUCGAAUUAGGUGGACAAUUUCUAAUGAGGCACAAAGAUUACACUAA
Angiostrongylus costaricensis is the source of this 826-nucleotide messenger RNA. Lineage: Eukaryota; Metazoa; Nematoda; Chromadorea; Rhabditida; Metastrongylidae. The record is from the annotation of a GenBank genome assembly.